UUUUUUUCUUCUUUCCCUUCUUCUUCUUCUUCCUCCACCGCCUCACGUCACGUCUCUCUGUUUCUGUGGUUCUGUUCUCUGUACUUGUUGUGGCUAUGGCGGAGACCUCUACGCUUCUCUUCUACACUUUCUCCUCUCACCUCACCAUCUCCCCUGUUCGUCACUCUCGUCAUCCCUCCCCCGCUCGUUUCUCAUCUCUUCUUUCCCGCGUUCGGCCAUCUCGAUUCGCCGUGAAGGCUUCGCAUUACGGCAGCUUCUCCGAUGACGAUGCUUUCAGCUUCUUCCCAUGGUCCGAUUCCAACAACGACAUUGAAUGGGUUCCUGAAGAAAGGAUUACACUUUUCACUUCUGAUGGGCUAGUUCAGAUUGGAGGCAACAUGGUUCCUCGCCGCAUCAAAUCCUCCUCUCAUAAACAUGGGAAAUCCAAAUCACCAGAAAAACAUCAAAAGUUUCAAGAAAGUGCUUACAUGGAUCCUGCUCAAGGUCUAUGUCUUGGAGCUCUAUUUGAUAUCGCAGCUACAAAUGGACUGGAUAUGGGAAGAAGACUAUGUAUCAUUGGAUUCUGCCGUUCUGUUGAGAUGCUUAGUGAUGUUGUUGAAGACACUGUCUUAGAACAUGGUGGAGAGAUUGUUGCUACUGAGAAAGAGAGCACAAGCGGUUUACAAGAGAAACUAACAAUGACAGUGGCAGUUCCAUAUCUCUGGGGUGUUCCUCCGGCUGCAGAAAGGCUUCACCUCGCGGUUCGAACAGGUGGAGGCAUCGUCGACAAAAUCUAUUGGCAAUGGCAUUUCUUGUGAUUCACACAAUUUCCCCAAAACAUUGGCUCUAACUCACUACCUCAAGUGUUUAUAUAUCAUUCAUUGUACAGAACCAUUACAUUUACUAUAAAUUCCCCUAAUUUAUUUCAUCAACUGAAUAAAAAGGAAGGCUAUACUUUGAUUUUAAAAUCUAUUAUAAUGUGGGAUCUAUUAAUUACCU
This is a messenger RNA of Capsella rubella, 978 nucleotides long. RefSeq lists its product as uncharacterized. Bases 96 to 797 code for a protein of 233 amino acids. The transcript has 5 exons. The record is from RefSeq and is a predicted model, not a curated record. NCBI's taxonomy places the organism in Eukaryota, Viridiplantae, Streptophyta, Magnoliopsida, Brassicales, Brassicaceae.